Molecule: messenger RNA, 2064 nt
Organism: Triticum dicoccoides
Lineage: Eukaryota; Viridiplantae; Streptophyta; Magnoliopsida; Poales; Poaceae
Product: wall-associated receptor kinase 2-like
Exons: 3
Coding region: 16-1917 (633 amino acids)
Biological process (GO): protein phosphorylation; cell surface receptor signaling pathway
Cellular component (GO): plasma membrane
Molecular function (GO): ATP binding; calcium ion binding; protein serine/threonine kinase activity
Source: RefSeq, a predicted model, not a curated record
GCCGAGUCGCUGGUUAUGCUCUCCGUUGGGUGGCAGUGCUACGACCCCGCCAUGCCGAGCGAAGUCAUUCGCAUUAGCCAUGGUGAGACGUUGAUGAACAAGCACGGCGUGUACCGCUUCUCCAACACGCGCAACAUGCUCGUCGUGCUCGGCUGCAACACCAUGGGCACCAUUGGGAGCGCCGAAACCGCGCGCGUCGUCGACGACUUCUCCUACUACAUGGGGUGCAUGAGCUUCUGCAACAGCUCGACGAGCCCGCAGGACGGCCAGUGCGCCAGCCUCGGCUGCUGCCACGUAGACAUCCCGCCGGGGCUCACCCACAACUAUUUCAGAUUCCGGAAGUACAACCACACCGGCAUGAUGGACUACAGCCCAUGCGACUAUGCCUUCCUCGUCGACAGGAACAACUACACUUUCCAGCGCUCCGACCUCCUCAGGAACACCAUUUGGACCUCGCCGGUGUGGUUGGACUGGGCCAUUCGCGGCCGCGACGACUCCACCUCAUUAUCAUGCGCCGAAGCGGCCAAGGCCACGACCACGGGCAACUCGUAUGCCUGCGUGAGCAAUCAGAGCUACUGCGUCGACGCCAUCAAUGGGCCUGGUUACAAUUGUAACUGCUCCAAAGGCUAUGAGGGCAACGCCUACCUUGUCGACGGGUGCACCAAUAUAGAUGAAUGUGCAGAUCCAGCAACGUAUCCUUGCAAAGGAGUAUGCAAGGACACCGAAGGAUCUUACGAAUGCACAUGUCCUCAUGGUUAUGGGAGCGAUGACUCAACAAGGCAACAUUGUACUCCAACGUUCCCACGUGCUGCACAGAUUUCCAUAGGUGUAACAUGUGGUAUUCUUGUCAUCACAUUUAUGGCAUUUGUCGUUAUUAUUCGAAAAGAGAAGCGGAACAGUAGAGAGUUUUAUGAGAAAAAUGGUGGUCUUACCUUAGAGAAGGCUAAAGUUAUAAAGCUUUACAAAAAAGAGGAGCUCAAGUCAAUUUUAAAGAGUAGCAAUUUGAUAGGAAAAGGCGGUUUUGGUGAAGUUUACAAGGGUGUUCUUGGUAGCAUAGAAGUCGCAGUAAAGAAACCAAUUAGUGGCAAUGUGCUGGAGAACAAGCAAUUUGCAAAUGAAGUCAUCAUCCAGUCUCAAGUCAUCCAUAAGAACAUCGUUAGGCUCAUAGGUUGCUGCCUAGAAGUGGAUACCCCCAUGCUAGUGUACGAGUUCAUCUCCAAAGGAAGCUUCCAUGACAUUCUUCAUGAGUUUGACAAGAGGGAGUCUCUCAGCUUGGAUGUGCGCCUAAGAAUUCUUGCAGAAUCAGCACAUGGUCUAGCUUAUAUGCAUUCACAAGCCCAUAUCAAAAUCCUCCACGGUGAUGUUAAACCAGCAAAUAUACUCUUGGAUGACAAUUUUGUGCCAAAGAUUUCAGACUUUGGCAUAUCUAGGUUGAUUGACAAGGACCACACUGCAAACGUCAUUGGUGACAUGACGUAUAUGGAUCCAGUAUACCUACAAACAGGCCUUCUAACUGAAAAAAGUGAUGUCUAUAGUUUUGGGGUUGUCAUCUUAGAGGCCAUCAGCAGGAAGAAGGCCACUCACUCUGACAAUAACAGCUUAGUAACAAGCUUCCUUGAGUGUCACAAAGAUGGGAAGGAAGUAACUGGUGGGAAGAAAAUAACCAAGUUGUUUGAUGAGGAAAUUGCAGCACUAGGAGAUUUGGAACUUCUAGUCACUUUGGCAGGGAUUGCUGUGAAAUGUCUUAACCUUGAUGUGGAUCAAAGGCCAUCAAUGACAGAUGUCGUCGCGCACCUUGACACAUUGAACCAGGCUCAGGCUGGCGGGGCCGCCCAUUUGCAGGACCCCAAAUUUGAAAAAAUAGGAUAUGACGUAAUCCAGCAGCCUUCAGAGAUCGAACUCGCGACCUUGCGCUAGCCAGAAAGAAAAACAGCCAUCUCGACCAUUCGCAUCAGGUCACAUGGUAAAGGAAUAAUUUUUUGAUGAGUACUAGUACAGUACAGGUAUACGAGCACGCUACUUCUGGUAGAUGUUUCGAGAUGUUUAACUCCAUAUGUAGCAUUC